UGAUAGUCUGACAACAUAUUCGAAUGUACUAUGGAUUUUUUUUAUAUGAUUUAAAUUUUACAUUAAAAUAUUAGUAGAAACUCUUUUACGAAGAAACAAUUUCGUUUGCUAUGGCAAUAUGGUAGUGACUCCGGUAAUUGGCCACUAACGAAAAUUUACUGUACUGACAAUUCGAGAUAUAACCUUUGGUACAUAACAGUUGCACUGAAUCCCCUUUUGGACGCUCUAUGUUACAACAUGGGACUCUUGAACUACAGUAAUAAGAUUUGCUUAGCUCCCAUGGUACGAAUUGGGGAGCUUCCAACGAGAUUACUAGCUCUUCGUUAUGGAGCAAAUCUGGUAUGGGGUCCAGAAAUUGUAGACAAAGCAUUGGUAGGUGGGUCCUUGGUACAAAGAAUAGUAAAUGAUAGAGUGAACUGCAUAGAUUUUGUUAAGCCUCCUACGAACAAAGUUCUCUUUCGUGUGCAUCCUUUAGAAGCUAAUCGAUUGGUUUUUCAACUUGGUUCUGCUUCUCCAGAUUUAGCUGUUCAAGCUGCAAAGCUUGUAGCCGACGAUGUUGCUGGUAUCGACUUGAAUUGCGGCUGUCCCAAACACUUCUCUGUUCAUGCUGGCAUGGGUGCAGGUCUUUUGAAAGAACCAGAUCGUCUUAUAUCAAUUUUACAGGCUUUGGUGAAGGAGGUGGGGAUUCCACACAAUGUUUCAAUUAGCUGCAAAAUCCGUCUUUUGGAAACUAAAGAGAAAACCCUAGCUCUGAUUGAGCGUCUCUGUUCUACCGGAAUUCGCGCAAUAACCAUUCAUUGCCGUACGACGCCUAUGCGAAACACAGAACCAGCUCAUCGGGAAUAUUUGCAAGAUAUAGUUGACCUUUGCAAAAAGUACAAUGUUGCCGUUCUCGCAAACGGAGACGUCUCUGGUUACGAAGAAGGAAAAAAGCUUAUAGAAAAAUACGGUUUAGAUGGUGUACUGAUUGCUAGAGCCGCGGAAAAGAAUGUUUCUUGUUUUCGUGCAGAAGGCCCUUUGUCCAACCGUGAUUUGGCUUUGGAUUAUCUUAAAAUGGCAUUGGAGGUUGAAAACAAUUUUGGUAACACAAAAUAUUGCUUAACUCAAAUCAUGCAGGGAGCCUUUAGAAAAGAUGUCAGGCAAGCUGCGCAAUGCGCUAAAAGCUAUGAUGAUUUGAAAAAUGCUUUCGCUAUGGAUCAAAAGCAUUCAGAUGCUUCUGGAGUUAUAUAUGCUCCCAAGCGUGAAAAGUCAAUCAUGUUCGCUUUUGGAAGCAGCUCUAAACUUUUGAAAGCGCUCUCGAACGAAGCUACUCUGAAACAAUUAGCCGCUUUUUCAUUUACGAAGGUAUUCGUUUACAAACCCGAAGGUGAAAAGUCUGAGGAUUUUACUGAUUGUAGUGAGAAAUUUAAAAGUCAUGGAGUUAAUUUGGCGAGUGUUUCAAGCGAUGAUUUAGCCUUGAAAAUUGAUCAAGCAGAUUUAAUUAUCUGCUCUAAAGAAGAGCAGUCAAUAUCCUUUGAAGCCUCGAGUUCCCAUAAACAAAUCCUGUAUUUUACUUCAAGCGAACUCGCUUCCUUAUAUAAUGAACGAGAAGAACUCAAUAAAGCCGGCAAUUAUUUAGGCUCCCAGACAGAAUCUUUCUACGAUAUCCUUUUCAACAAAAUAAAAGGUACUAAUACAAAAAAGGAGGUCACUAUCUGAGUAUAAUAUCUGAUAGAGAAGGGUCAUUAUUUAUUGUGUAUAUUAUUUACACAAGAAUAAAACAACGGAAGCUACUAGUCCUUCUUAGUAAUUGUUCGUUUAUAAAUUUUAGUUACAGUGCAUUCUUUUGUAUAUAUGAUAUUCUAUUUUCUUUUUCAGUCUGGUCUCAUAAACUGUAUUAUUGCAAGUAUGAUUGCUAAAUAUAGACUCAAUACGUCGGUGUGCUUUUCGAAUGAUAUGACACUUGCAUGAAAAUAGUUCGAUUUCAACCUUCUUUCUUUACCC
This is a messenger RNA of Schizosaccharomyces octosporus yFS286, 1983 nucleotides long. Its product is annotated as tRNA dihydrouridine synthase Dus2. Gene Ontology annotation, biological process: tRNA dihydrouridine synthesis. The record is from RefSeq and is a predicted model, not a curated record. Bases 238 to 1698 code for a protein of 486 amino acids. NCBI's taxonomy places the organism in Eukaryota, Fungi, Ascomycota, Schizosaccharomycetes, Schizosaccharomycetales, Schizosaccharomycetaceae. Gene Ontology annotation, cellular component: cytoplasm. The transcript is spliced from 4 exons. Gene Ontology annotation, molecular function: flavin adenine dinucleotide binding; tRNA dihydrouridine synthase activity.